Molecule: messenger RNA, 1574 nt
Organism: Danio rerio (zebrafish)
Lineage: Eukaryota; Metazoa; Chordata; Actinopteri; Cypriniformes; Danionidae
Gene: rragcb
Product: Ras-related GTP binding Cb
Biological process (GO): positive regulation of TOR signaling; response to amino acid; cellular response to amino acid starvation
Cellular component (GO): nucleus; lysosome; cytosol
Molecular function (GO): molecular adaptor activity; ribonucleoside triphosphate phosphatase activity; GTP binding
Source: RefSeq, marked provisional
GUGUUCAUACAGCAAGCUAACCGCUUACCACUAUGAAACCUCCUCAUCCCUAUCAAAACUAACCCUUUAAUACCCACCGAUACCACCUCAUUUACUCAAACAAAGCCUGCGAAGUCCACACAGACAUUUCAGAGGGAUUCAAAGCUUUAAAAAACGGAUUUACGAUGUCGAUCGAGUACGAGGAGCAGCUAGCCGGUAGCCUGGUGGACUCUUUUCCAAAAGAUUUCGGCUACGGCGUGGAAAACAUGGACAUGAUGCAGGAAAACCUGGAAAAUUCUCCGUCAGCAGACAAUAAACCCAGAAUCCUGCUGAUGGGACUGAGGCGCAGCGGGAAAUCCUCCAUCCAGAAGGUGGUGUUUCACAAGAUGUCUCCCAAUGAGACGCUUUUUCUGGAGAGCACCAACAAGAUCUACAAGGACGACAUCUCUGGCAGCUCCUUCGUCAACUUUCACAUAUGGGACUUUCCCGGACAGGUGGACUUUUUCGACCCUACUUUUGACUACGAGAUGAUUUUCAGAGGCACCGGCGCAUUGAUUUUCGUCAUUGAUGCUCAGGAUGAUUAUGUUGAAGCGUUAGGACGGCUUCAUCUAACGGUGUCGCGGGCGUUCAGGGUGAACCCGGAGAUUAAUUUUGAGGUGUUUAUACACAAGGUGGACGGUUUAUCAGACGAUCAUAAGAUCGAGACGCAGAGAGACAUUCAUCAGAGAGCCAAUGAUGAUCUUGCUGACGCCAGUCUGGAAAAGCUUCACCUCAGUUUCUAUCUAACCAGCAUCUAUGACCACUCCAUAUUUGAGGCCUUCAGUAAGGUGGUCCAGAAACUCAUCCCUCAACUCCCCACGCUGGAAAACCUCCUCAACAUAUUCAUUUCUAAUUCUGGGAUCGAGAAAGCGUUUCUGUUCGACGUGGUCAGUAAGAUCUACAUCGCCACCGACAGCUCUCCGGUGGACAUGCAAUCGUACGAGCUCUGCUGUGAUAUGAUCGACGUGGUCAUUGACGUCUCGUGUAUUUACGGCUUAAAAGAUGAAGGCAACGGAAACGCUUAUGAUAAAGAGUCUCUGGCCAUCAUAAAGCUGAACAACACCACAGUGCUUUACCUGAAGGAAGUCACUAAGUUCCUAGCGCUAGUCUGCAUCCUGAGAGAAGAGAGCUUCGAGAGGAAAGGUUUGAUCGACUACAACUUCCACUGCUUUCGAAAGGCCAUUCACGAAGUGUUCGAGGUGAGCGGCUCCACGCAGAGGAUGGGGGGAGCGACAGUUCAGUCCAGUCCUCCUAGCUGCAGCGGAAACGGCCUGAGCAGACUCAAAUCCACAGCACUCAACGGGACACCCAGGAGCCUGGUGUAACCCAGGACAACACGGACCUCUACGAAUCACACUGAACUUGAGAUUUACUGGAGCGUUUCUCUAGCUAUACCUGCUGUUCCAGGACCUGAGAGACACAACGGGGACACUCAAAACAGGACGGAUUACAUUGCUGCUUUUUUAAAAAUGAUAUUUUGAUGUGUGUGUGUGUAUGAGAGAGUGUGUGUGUGAGAGAGAGAAAUUGUGUUUAAUUGUGUUAAUAGGAGAAAAUGG